AUGCGAAUUGAAGCUGGUGAUCAGUAUCUCCAAAACCAUAUCGAAAAGGGCAAGCGAAAUGCCAUCUACACAUCUCCGCAAAUUCAGAAUGAAAUCAUCAAUAUAAGUGGAACAGUAAUCAAAGAUUGUAUUAUUAAUGAUGUUAAAAAGGCUGUAGCUUUCAGUAUAAUGGCAGACGAGACCGCUGAUAUCUCAGGAACAGAGCAAUUGUCUAUUGGGAUUAGAUUUUUUGAUGAUGAGAAAAGGGCUAUCAGAGAAGAAUUUUUAGGACUAGAACUUCUAGAAAAUAGUAGGUAA
Molecule: messenger RNA, 297 nt
Organism: Macrosiphum euphorbiae (potato aphid)
Lineage: Eukaryota; Metazoa; Arthropoda; Insecta; Hemiptera; Aphididae
Source: the annotation of a GenBank genome assembly